This is a messenger RNA of Aspergillus calidoustus, 2254 nucleotides long. NCBI's taxonomy places the organism in Eukaryota, Fungi, Ascomycota, Eurotiomycetes, Eurotiales, Aspergillaceae. The record is from the annotation of a GenBank genome assembly.
CCCUUGCCAACUUUUUCCGUCGCUGCUGCUUCUUUGUUAUUCUGGUACAGACAAACAAGUGCUUGAAACUAUCUCACAUCAUUUCUAGUUCUCUUUACUAUGGAUAUUGCUUCUCUGCUCAACAAUGAUCCAGCAUCUCCUCAUUGUACUAGUGAUGAGUCUGAUAAGUCCUGGUUCCAGACCAAGCCCCAGUCGGCAGGCAAAACCUGGUCUCUAGACGAGGCUACUUUAGCACAUGAACUCAAAGCUCAAGGGAAAUCCUGGGAUGAUAUCAGUCGCGCGCUCCCUGGUCGGUCUGCUCAUGCUUGUUCUGAAUAUGAUCGUCGCAAUAAUCCACUUGAUCAUAAGAAGCGCUGGUCUCCAGAGGACAUUACCCUCCUAGAUAUCAUGGUAGGAAACAGGACGCCAUGGACAGAAAUAAGUGAGAAACUAGGACGGGGAAUAGCUGCCUGUCGUAUUCGGUAUAAGAGACUCAGCAGAGCUAGAGACCUGGCCAGAGAAAAGGAGAACUGGGUCGAAUUUAUCCCUCAGAAUAAGCCAUUAUCGAUCCAAGAGCGAAACCCCUCUCAGGGCCAGGGGGAUGCACCAAGCGAGCGUAACUCUCCUGGCUUCGCAGCAACCUCGCCAGUGUUCUCCCCUGGACCAGUCAGGCUCACGCUAGAAGAGGAGCAGGCGAACGAUGCAUAUUGGGACAACUAUUUUAAUGUACCGAGUCCUGAACCAAUGAAGGAGUCGUUUAAUUCUUGGUGGAAUAGACUCUAUCGGAAGCAGGAUCACGAAGCAGGUGCCGACCAUACUAUGGAAAUCUCUUCCCCCAUCAAUGCUAGGGCAUCUAUACAAUCGCCUAUAGGAAGGGAGGCCGCCUCUACAACCUUGCUAAAUGUGGGAUCCCAGAAUUCGACAAAUUUUCUUAAUGAACCCACUCUAGACGAGGUAGGAACGCGUCUUGAUUAUCCGGACAAUACACAUAUCAACACAAAAGCACUUGGCCCGCAGUAUUUUGAACUUUUUAACUGGGCUCGAAACCACCUUACUCAACUUAUCCCAGUUCUUGGUCCUGUCCUGAGGGAUCGUCUUGCUUAUGAACAUGCUCGCCGAACCAAGCGAUUAGAUGAGAUAAAACAGGAACAUGUCAACGCCAUCAUGCAAGGGAAAUGCAAGUCCGGCAGAUACUGUUAUGCUCGACAUGAUCACGUUCAUCUUGAAUCAGGCUACAAAACAGGUCAUCCGUGGGUCCAAGGACAAUCGGUUGCUGAGGAACAUCUUGGUGGUACCCCCCGCCCGCUACUGUCGGUCAAUAUGUUCCCGGCGGAGUUUGAAUGCCCCCUGUGCUUCAAUGUGAAGAAAAUCCAGACUCCAUCAGACUGGACUAAGCAUCUUUUCGAAGAUAUACAGCCGUUUAUAUGCACCUUCCCAGACUGUGCUAAUCCUGGACCCUUUAAACGGAAAGCUGACUGGAUCCGACAUGAGAAUGAGCGGCACCGACAGCUUAAGUACUGGGAAUGCUCUCUCCCAGGUUGUGAGUACAAGGCUUAUCGAAAGGAUAAUUUCGUGCAGCAUCUCGUCCGAGAGCAUGAUGUGAUGCCUAACUCGAGAUACCCUAUACAUCACCCGACGCGGCAGGUUGACGAGUUUUCGGAACUUGUGGAAAGCUGCAGCCACAAAACGACUAAAAAUCCUCAAGAGGAACCCUGCCGAUUCUGUGGCGGAAUCUACAUGGACUGGACCAGGCUCAUCAAGCACGUAGGCGAGCACCUGGAGGUUAUAGCACUUCGUACUCUUAGAUAGAGCUCGUGAGGCUGCCAAGUUCCCUCUUUUCUCAUGCCAGUUGAUUACCGUGUUCCCAGUACGAUGAGCAAGUGGGGUUUAAAAGAAACAAAAUCAAGGCUCUUAUCUGUCAAAGAUAUGUCAUGGAUGAUAGCCAUCCAUCUAUUCUCUAAAGGUUACAUAGAAAGAAAGUGAUUGGGCGGGGAAAGAAAGCCGCACAAACGUUGCCGCAGCACGCCUCAUGAGUCCGUUAGUCCACGCACUGGCGCCUAUAAGUGGCCGCCUGGUUCUCUCUCCCUACUUAGCUCGAGGCCUGGCUCGUGCUGCGGCGAUCACAAGUGCAGUCCUGUUGGUUGAUCAUCAAGCUUGAUUGGACAGUAGCCCAGGGUUUUGUCCCACUCUGUCACCAAACACACUAAACUUCCACGUCCGGAUGAUUUGCAUUCUCAUUGGCUUUAAUAUAGCUUCUACUCAAACAGGAAUUUCU